Molecule: messenger RNA, 5053 nt
Organism: Miniopterus natalensis
Lineage: Eukaryota; Metazoa; Chordata; Mammalia; Chiroptera; Miniopteridae
Source: RefSeq, a predicted model, not a curated record
GUCGACCCUGCGCGCCCGGGUGGGACAGAUCUACCCCAGACUCGGCGCCGCGGUCAGGACCUGCUGACAGUCUGCCGGACGCUUCGUUCUCGAUGGACCCGGCGGGCGAGGGAGCCCGACCGGCCGACGGGGCGGGAGCUGGGCCGGUGGGCGCCGCACGCCCACUUCCGUUGACGUUGUGUGGAGCCCGGCGCGGAGUCGCGUCGCCGAGGAGCUAAUUGUCGUCUGAGGACUCGCCUGAGAACUUAACGCUUAUUGAUGUGUCACAGCUGACGGUGCCCGCAGUGCUCGCUUCUCGCGACUCAUUAGAUGCCCUUACUAGUUGUCAGAGGUUUAUUGGGGCUCUUUCCGCUGCACUGACGCCACCCCCGCUGUCCCGCCCAGCAGCAGUCACCGUGCGUCUCCAAGUUUCCCUUGGAGUCGGGCUGCUGCCGCUCUCACACCAGAUCCGCGAGCUCUGCAUUCUCCACCCUUUCCUCUUCCAGGGGAACUUGGUUCAUUCUCAUGUACCUACCUUUGCACCUUGUAGGCAUCCUUUUUCAGGUAUUUCCAUGCAAGAAGUAUUUCUUGAGGACCUACUAACAGUAUUUUAAUGCUACAGGCAAUUCAGAAGCAAUGCCUAAAACCGCUUCCUCUUAGAGCUUUAGAUUCCAGGUAGAGAAGUUACGUGCCCAGGUUCAAGACAUCCCAGCGAGCGAUCAGAGGCGAGGUGUUUGGGAGUGGAAAUGGGAGAGAAAGACCUGGCCUUUCGCUCCAUCUCUUUCACCCUGGGAUCUUUCAUCAUCCUUUUUUUGAGUUUCCUCCUUUGGUGAAAUGCUCCAUGUGAGGGGUUAUUGUGAAAAGCAAAUGAGCUGAUGCCUAUGAAAGGGCUUUGAAGGUCAAAAGUACCAUAUAAUUAAACUUCACUGGUUCUUUUUGAGAAGUAAUGAGAGUCAGGAUUGGCAGAGCAUUGGGGACAAUUUAUAAAGAACCAUGAGUGCAAGGCUCAGGAAUGUAGACUGGAAAACUGUUAAAUGCUGUCAAUCAAGAGAGUGAUGUGAUGGAAAUGGCAUCGUUGGAGGGUGUAUCUGGUGCCAGAAUGCAGCACAGGUUAGACGGAGUUUGGAGGCAAGAACUUGAGCGCUGUUUUUCCCCCUAAAGUCUACAAUUCUAGAUAAGAUAUGUUAAAUGUUACCUUUAGGGCAAAAAAAGUACAUAAGGUACACCUUGUAUUAUAUAUACCUCUAUACUUUGUAUUCUUCUGUUGUUAGCUUAUUCAUUUACUUUGUAAAUCUGGAAACUUGUUACAUUUUAGAUUAUCUUUGGAAAGGUUAACAGUUACUUGAUGUGACACUAAUUUCUCAUACAGACCUUUUGAAUUACCUUUAAUUACACUAACCCAUUAAGAGCUAAAAGCAGAAUACUUUGUAAGACUCUAAGACAGGGUGACAGCUAAGUAGCAGAAUUAAUUGGGAAGUGUUUUUAAAACAUGUUCCAAGUCUUACUUUCCACUAAUGUAAUCAGAAUUUAGUAAGCAUCCCAGGUCAAGUAACUAUUAUAGACAUUUAAGUGAUUUUGACAUUAAGUUAUUGUAAUGUAUGUUAAGUACAACUUUUCAAGAUCAUUACUAUUGUUUAAAAUUAGGUAGACCUGUGUGUACUUUCAGCACUUUCAUAUUUUGAAUUGUUGACUAAAGAGCACAUCUGACAUGCAGCUAGGUUUGUCAUAGUGUCCCAAACGGAUAUUAUAAUGUGGAUAAUUGACAAUGCAGUUACAGUCAAUUAUCAGAUAAUAUCCAUAUAGGAAAUCCUGGUGUGGAAAAUGCAGAACAGUGUAUCAUUUUUUGUAUUUGGCCUUGAAGUUAUUUUGCAAAUUUUCUAACUCCCUUUAAUAGUUUGUUUUCAGAAUUAUUUAUAAUUUUUGUUAGAGAAAUUGUCAAUUUAAUUUGCAUAGACUACAGAGCUAAGAAAGUUAGCUUAGAUGGGAAGGAAAUUAUCUGCAUGCCAUCAGCAUUCCACAUGUAUGUAGUGAGGAGUGGAGUCCCGAAUUGUGUCAGUUGCUAAGACUCUUCAGGGCUUUAUAAGAAGACCUACGUUCUCUCAUGACCUUUUCAUUUAUUGAAAACCUCUUAACCUUACUAAGAAUCAGUUUCUUAAGCUAUAAAACAAGUGUGAUGAUAUUCUCUCUACUUCAGAGCUACAUUGAAAACUACAUGACAUAGGUGAAUGGUCUUUAUAUAUUAUAGUGUCUCAGAAGUAUAAACAGACUUUUUUUUAUCAAGCUGACUUUAUCAUGUUUUCUAGAUUGUUGUUUUGUGUCAGGAAGUAAUCCAUGAAAUGUGAACAUGGGGAAGAAACGGACAAAGGGAAAAAUUGUUCCAGUUGAUGAUUCUUCUGAAUCUUUAGAACCUGUGUGCAGACACAUUAGAAAAGGACUGGAACAAGGUAGUUUGAAAAAGGCUUUGGUGAAUGUGGAAUGGAAUAUUUGCCAAGACUGUAAGACAGACAAUAAAGUAAAAGAUAAAUCUGAAGAAGAAACGGAAGAAAACCCCUCAGUGUGGCUGUGUCUGAGAUGUGGCCACCAGGGCUGCAGCAGGAACUCCCAGGAGCAGCACGCUUUGAAGCACUAUCUGACACCAAGAUCCGAACCCCAUUGUCUGGUUCUUAGUUUGGACAACUGGAGUGUAUGGUGUUACCUAUGUGAUGAGGAGGUCCAGUACUGUAGCGCAAACCGACUGGGUCAGGUGGUUGAUUAUGUUAGGAAACAAGCCCAUGUGACAACUCCAGAAUCAGCAGCAAAAGAUAACGGUAACAUUGAACUUGAAAAUAAAAAAUUAGAAAAGGAGAGUAAAAAUGAACAAGAGAGAGAAAAAACGGAAAACACGGCCAAAGAAACUCCCAUGAAUUUUACUUCCCAAAUAACUGUGAAAGGACUCAGUAAUCUGGGAAACACGUGUUUCUUCAAUGCAGUCUUGCAGAAUUUGUCCCAAACACCAGUGCUUAGAGAACUACUAAAAGAAGUAAAAAUGUCUGGAACCGUUGUAAAAAUUGAACCACCUGACUUGGCACUAACAGAGCCCUUGGAAAUCAACCUUGAGCCUCCAGGCCCUCUUACUUUGGCCAUGAGCCAGUUUCUCAUUGAGAUGCAGGAGACCAAAAAGGGAAUCGUGACACCUAAGGAACUCUUUUCCCAGGUCUGUAAGAAAGCAGUGCGCUUUAAAGGCUAUCAGCAGCAAGACAGCCAGGAGCUGCUUCGUUACUUAUUGGAUGGGAUGAGAGCAGAAGAACACCAAAGAGUGAGUAAAGGAAUUCUUAAAGCAUUUGGUAAUUCUACUGAAAAAUUGGAUGAAGAACUAAAAAAUAAAGUUAAAGAUUAUGAGAAGAAGAAAUCGGUGCCCAGUUUCGUGGACCGCAUCUUUGGUGGGGAGCUGACAAGCACGAUCAUGUGCGAUGAAUGUAGAACGGUCUCCUUGGUUCAUGAGUCUUUCCUUGACUUGUCCCUACCAGUUUUAGAUGAUCAGAGUGGUAAGAAAAGUAUAAAUGAUAAACAUCUGAAAAAGACAGUGGAAAGUGAGGAUAAAGACAGCGAGGAAGACAAGGAUGAUGACAGUUACGUAAAGGAGAGAAACGACGCCCCAUUGGGUGCGAGCAAGCACCUGCAGAAGAAGGCCAAGAAGCAGGCCAGGAAGCAGGCCAAGAACCAGCGAAGGCAACAAAAAAUUCAAGGAAAAGUUCUUCAUUUAAAUGAGAUCUGCACCUUUGACCCCCCUGAAGAUGAUGAACGUGAGGUUGAAAUGUCAGUUCAGGGAGAAGUGGACAUUAAAUCCGACCACAUCUCACAAGAGGAAGUUGCAAAUAAAGAAUAUUGUGUUAAUCAGAAAGACUUGAAUGGCCAAGAGGAAAUGACAGAAAGUGUAACUGUCAGUCAGAAAUCUGCUGAGGACGUGGACAUGAAAAGUCCCAGCGUGGAUAGUGAGCUGGAGGUUUUGUCAUCAUCUCCCACCAACUGUCCUGGGGAUUUAAACGGUGCCUUCCUGGACGAAGGGGGCAGUGGAGAAGCAGAUAUUUCCAGGGGUUUCAGAAACCUGCACUUGGAUGCUGCUCUUCACCCUGACGACAUACAUCUCGAGAUUCUGAAUGGCAGCCCUGCUCCCAGGACCAAGGUGUAUGAGUUUGUGAACCAAGACCCAGAAACUGCUUUCUGUACUCUUGCCAACAGGGACGCUUCCAGUGCAGAUGAGUGUUCCAUCCAGCACUGCUUAUACCAGUUCACCCAGAACGAGAAACUCCGAGAUGCAAACAAACUGCUCUGUGAAGUGUGCACCCGGAGGCAGUGUAGUGCACCAAAGGCAAAUCUAAAAGGUGAGCAGAAACCUGUUUACACUGAUGCCAGAAAGCAGAUGUUGAUUUCUCGUGCUCCUCCUGUUCUCACCCUUCACUUGAAGCGGUUUCAGCAGGCUGGUUUUAACCUACGCAAAAUUAACAAACACAUAAAAUUCCCGGAAAUCCUAGAUUUGGCUCCUUUUUGUACCACUAAAUGUAAGAGUGUUGCUGAAGGAAGCCGCAGGGUGCUGUACUCCCUGUAUGGGGCUGUGGAGCACAGCGGCACCAUGCGGUCUGGGCACUACACGGCCUACGCCAAGGCGAGAGUGGCAAACAGGCACCUAUCGGAUCUUGUUCUCCGCGGGGACGUCCCACAAGACUGUGACGUGGAAUCCACCAAAGGGCAGUGGUUUCACAUCAGCGAUACCCACGUGCAAGCUGUGCCUACAGCUAAAGUCCUGAGCUCCCAAGCGUACCUCCUCUUUUAUGAGAGAAUACUCUAAGUUUUUAUAACAGCUGUAAUAAUAAAAACAAGUACAGACAGACUAGAUCAUGUUCACUAUAAAUUAAGUCCGUGCCAGAAGAAAUCAUGUGUACUGAAGUGCUGGCGGGAGGACACCUGCUGAGUGACCACAUGUUGUCCUGUCAUAGUUUUCCUUCCUGCUUCCAGGUUCUGGAAAGAUUCUGAACCAAGUCCUGGUAACAUGUCUGUGGUGCCUACAGCACAUCAAUAAACUGACUUACCCCCAAAA